This is a messenger RNA of Closterium sp. NIES-65, 420 nucleotides long. NCBI's taxonomy places the organism in Eukaryota, Viridiplantae, Streptophyta, Zygnematophyceae, Desmidiales, Closteriaceae. The record is from the annotation of a GenBank genome assembly.
AUGGCGGGUGCGGAGGCCGCGGCGGUGGUAGAUUGGCACACGCGCGCGCAGAACCCGCGCAACCCCGUGGUGUUCUUUGACGUCACGAUCGGGGGUAUCGCGGCGGGGCGCGUCAAGAUGGAGCUAUUCGCUGACAUCGCGCCCCGCACCGCUGAGAACUUCCGACAGCUAUGCACGGGCGAGAUGAGGAAGAACAACAUACCGCAGGGCUACAAAGGGUCAGUGUUCCACAGAGUCAUUAAGGACUUUAUGAUCCAAGGAGGGGACUUCCUCAAGGGGGACGGCACGGGGUGCAUCAGCAUAUACGGCUCCAAGUUUGACGACGAGCCCUUUAUUGCCAAGCACACCGGCCCAGGACUGCUCUCUGCUGCAAACAUUUCUCGUUCUGCAUCUCCCUUUGCAUGCACGAAGGAGCAGUAG